Lutzomyia longipalpis is the source of this 4779-nucleotide messenger RNA. It is a transcript of the gene Shark, whose product is annotated as tyrosine-protein kinase Shark. The record is from RefSeq and is a predicted model, not a curated record. The coding region runs from base 460 to 3603 and encodes 1047 amino acids. Gene Ontology annotation, molecular function: ATP binding; protein tyrosine kinase activity; protein binding. Gene Ontology annotation, biological process: protein phosphorylation. The transcript is spliced from 5 exons. NCBI's taxonomy places the organism in Eukaryota, Metazoa, Arthropoda, Insecta, Diptera, Psychodidae.
CGGGAUGACUCAUCCAGUCCACACGAUGACGAAUAAUCGCUUUUCGAGCGAAAAUACAAAUAAAAAAUCCACAUAUCUCGCUGCAUUUUGGUCUUGAGUGUUUCUCGGAUUUCUUACGUGGGGAAACGUUCUUUGGAGUUUAUUGGUGGAAAAUACCCGGAAAAGAUUAAUCUAGUUUAUCUGUGGCUGAUAGAAAUAUCCGCGGUGGGGCCAGGAGGAAAAAUGUGAACCCUUUUGUGCAUCCCUCGAAUGUAAAGAAAAGAGUUACGUGAUUGAAAAUGAAUCUCAUGUGAGCUUAUUGGAAAAUUUCUGUGAUUUCUUAUUGUUGCAUUGAGGAGGUUUUUCUUGUGUGCAAAAAAUAAAUAAAAUUCGCGAAAGAGCUCCACUCUCACGUACCCCCUCCAUUAAGAUUGUUGGAGUCCAUAAAAUAGCCCAGCCAGACAUUUACCAGCCAAAGACAUGACGUCACAGUACGUUCUUCUAAAGACGAAUUCCUACAUAAUCAGGAUGAAUCGUGAGGAUAAUUUGUGCUGGUUCCACGGACGAGUAUCGCGAGAAAGGGCAGAACAAAUUUUAAGAGAUGAGGGAUACGGAGAUGGGGUUUUCUUGGUGCGUGAGAGUAAUUCAUCGAGUGGAGACUACGUGCUGUCUGUGCUGCACGAAGGGCAGGUGUGUCACUACCAGAUUCGUCGACACGGUGAAGAUGCAUUCUUCUCAAUUGAUGACAACAAGAGAAUUCAUGGAUUGGACUCUCUCAUUGAGCACUACCAGCAAUCAUCGCAUGGACUUGUGACGAAACUCUCAGCCAUUGUAAAGUGUGACCCACCACCGCAUGAUUCACGCUGCCACGGACGCAUGAAUCUCCUCCAUCGUGCCACGAAAGAAGGGAACUACACUGUUGUGUCUGAAUUGCUCAAGUGCGGCUACCGCAAUAUUGAUGCCAAAAAUCAAGAUGGGCAGACGGCUGUUCAUCUUGCCUGCCAAUAUGCCGAUGAGGCAAUCCUACAGAAGAUCAUUGAAUGCGAUGCCAAUAUCAAUUUUCGCGACAUUAAAGGGAAUACUCCCCUUCACUAUGCCUGCCGCACACAACCGGCUUCCAUGAUAAAGCUUCUAAUUGAUGCAAAAGCCAACAUUCAAGCGCGAAACAAUGAGACUGGAUGCGUGCCACUUCACGAUGCUGCGGAACAUGGAAAUUUGGAUGCUAUCAAGGUGCUCCUAGCAGCACAUGCACCCCUACGACCAAGAUCAUCAUCAGGAGAGCUCCCGAUUGAUCUUGCACAGGAGAAGGGGCAUACGCAUGUUGUUGAAUUUCUCAAGAACUACAAAGAACCCACACCGACUACCUUUAGCUACCAAUGGUACCACGGGACGUUGGAUCGUGUUGAAGCUGUUGCGCUAAUUCAGGAAUACGCCCGGAGCUUGUUGCAAGUUAAAUGGGCUGCUGAUAAAAAUCAAGCCGAUGGCAAUGGUGUGGAUGCGAAUGCAAAUGAUGAGAGCAAUCAAAGUGACAUCACAGAUGGAGUCUACCUUCUGCGGUAUACAGCAAAGAACAAGGGAAGUCAAGUAUUGACGCUGCUCUUUGAUAACCAACCUAUGCAUUUUAUGAUUCAGAAGACGACCCACUUCUUGUACAUCGAUGAAGGUCCGUACAUGACGUCCUUGGAACAUUUAGUACAACACUAUACAAAAUUUGACGAUGGUCUUCCGGUAAAUUUGCGCCAUCCAGUCCGACCGAAACCCAAACCUCCGCUACCUCUAACAUCAACAAUGCCAAAAGUGAAACGUCCCAAAGCUCAACUAUCAUCAUCCCUGAGUAGCCCGGAGCAGGCUAAUGAUGACUCCCCCAAGAGUGUUCGGAGUUUCGUACGAAAUCGCAGCGAUAGCGAAGGUAUGGAAGGUGGAUUUACCAUCCUCAAAACCCGAAAUCUCUCCGUCCCAUCGAAUGAUUUUAUAAACAAAGCCGGACUCCUUGGUACAUCCCCCACAUCUCCUGAAAGUAAUUCACCGCAGCAGCGUAAAGGAUCAAAAUCUCCGGAUUUCCGUAGUUUGAAGCAGGCACGUCCAAAGAAAAACAUUUUCAUGGAGGGUCUCAAUAGUUUGCGACGCAGCCGAAAGGGUGGGGCGAAGAAGGAAGAGGAGCAGAAGAGUGUUGAUCAGCAGUUGGAGAUUGAUACAAAUCUCAUGAAGAAUUUAUCCUUUUCAACGGACUUCCUCGUACAAUCACCCACAACUGAUACAGUCUACAAUACACCUACCAACAAUUGUGCCAUUGUUGAUAUUGACAUAGAACGUGAUCACUGUCCAAGGAGUCAGGAGACUGACGAUGCAAGGAAUAGUAAUGUUUCUGCUGCAGAUUCACAGGCACAAUUUGAUUCAAUUGACUACUUCACUGAAAGCGAUGUUGCCACCAUGGAGAACCAGAUGAAAGAUAAAGAUACAGAAGAGAUCUACUUCAUUGAUAAACCAAUAGUGGACAAUAGGCCCGAAAGUAGACCAAUACAGGGUAACAAUGGAAACCUGGUUAACGAAGCAGGUUACAUAGUUAUGCAGAAGAUUCCAAUGUUUAUGGACAUGCCAGCUAAUGCAAACUACGUUCCACCGAAUCCGCCAAAAUUCGAUCGCAUCGAUUCCGUUGUAUCCGAACGAAGUGAGAGCGAAUUUGCUGCUAUACUCCAACAUCAGAUCAGCACGGUUAGCACCUCAUCAAAUACAACUGAAGGCAGCUCACAGAAAACCACAAAGCCCUACUAUUUCAUCCCUGCUUGUGAAUUGAAGCUGGAUACUGUUCUAGGCGAAGGAGAAUUCGGAAGUGUCUACAGGGGUAGUCUUUCCCCGUCAGAGGAGAGUGAGGAAAGAAUCCCCGUUGCCAUUAAGACUCUUCACGAUGAACGUUGCCGAAAGAAUCGUGAGGAAUUCCUACGUGAAGCGAACGUUAUGAUUCAACUUCGUCAUCACUGCAUUGUUAAACUAAUUGGCAUCUCCAAAGGUCCCCCACUGAUGAUGGUACAGGAACUCGUGAGCCUUGGCUCUAUGCUGGACUACCUGCAUCAGCACGGGGAUACCAUCAAUCCUAAUUGCGAACUACGCCUGUGGGCAUCACAAAUUGCCUGUGGGAUGAACUACUUGGAGAAGCAGCACUACGUUCAUCGUGAUCUAGCUGCCAGGAAUAUUCUUCUUGCAUCGAAGAAUCAAGCAAAGAUCUCCGACUUUGGGCUAUCGCGUGCCCUCGCCAUGGACAAUGAUUACUACAAGGCCAGUCAAGGUGGUAAAUGGCCAAUUAAGUGGUAUGCACAGGAAAGCUUCAAUUACGGCACUUUUUCCCACGCGAGUGAUGUUUGGUCAUUUGGGAUUACCCUCUGGGAAAUGUACACCCUCGGAGAGCCACCGUACGGUGACAUGAAAGGAGUUGAUGUCAUCAAGUUGAUCGAAGAAGGUAAACGUCUUCUGAAGCCAACCCUGUGUCCGGACGAUAUCUUCGAACGGAUGGAAAACUGUUGGAACUACAACCCCAAAGACAGACCUACCUUCCGGCAUCUAACUGAAUUCUUUGCCCCAGACUAUGCAAAUUUAACGGAACUGAUCAAAUCUGAGCAAAUCGUCUAAGGAAGCUGCCAAAGCAUAAAAAACUAUUCAAUAUCACGCGCAUUUAAUCAAAGUUGUGUCUACUAAACUGCUGUAGUAGCAAGCAUCCUCCCCAAAAAAAAAUCCUACAUUAGCCCUACAUCAAUCCUACAUCACUCUGAGAGUAAGAAAAUAUCUCAAAAAAAUGGUAGUGUUAGUCAAAAAGAAGAAGAAAAGUUGUGAGCUAUGUUAGUCGAUAUAUUCUGUGUUACUAUUUACCUUAGUUUCUAUUAUAUAGAUAUUGUAGGUUUAUCAAUGGAUAAAUAUGUAAUUAAUUUUAUUUUAGAUUGUAGAACAUUUUAGAGAGAGAGAAAAGUAUUGCUAGUGAGGAAAAUAAUAUCACACAAAGCUAGUUAUUCUCUAUAAAGCUAAUUUUAAUGUACUCUGUUCAAGCUAACUUUGCACUGAAGCCCUACUUUUCAAUAGAAUUUUAUUCAAAUGUCAUCUAAAAACAAAUUCAUCGGUUGAAAUUUGAGUAAAUAAGAAGAAGAAUUCUUAUAAGGAAAAGCCCUCGGAUUGGCUGAUAAAUUCAGUCGAAGGAAGCAAUGCAUUCUCAUUGGCUUGAUCCAUCUACGUCAUCAUUGGUGAAACUUCAGUGCAAAGAUAAAUAGAAGAGAAUACAAAUCAUUGAUUUUUUUUUUGUAAAUUUUUACUUUGUACUCCUUAGGAAGAGUAUGGUUCUCUGUAUAAAUUUGUUGUAAUUUUUAUUUUUAAAAGUGUUAUGAAUUUUGUUAUAAUUUUAAUUUUUUUUUAAUUGACAAAAUAUUCUCUGCCAUAUUGCUAAAUUAAUCGCUAAUACUAUGUGCUAUUCACCCGCCAUGAACAGAAAAUGUUAUAAAAUGAAAAUAAGAAAAAAAAAUUCUCUUCUCUGCAACUUUACAUUCCUAUUGAAAAAAAAACUAAUAAUUUCUCAAGAUAGACUAAAAAACUUUUUAUAAAAAAGAAAUAUUUAUAAAAUCCGUUUUUUUUGUGCUGUAAACUCGAGUUUAUCAUGUGCCUUUUCUUUUCCCGAAAAUAUUCAUUUUGUAAUUUAUAAAUCUUUAUAAAAAAAAAAAGAAGAAAUAUAAUGUUUAAGUAUUGUGUGAUAAGCAAUAUAUUUUAGAAAACAAUUUUCUGUUGAAAAUAAUGAGAUGAAAAAUAAAGGAUUGGAGAAUUUUC